Sorghum bicolor (sorghum) is the source of this 3606-nucleotide messenger RNA. RefSeq names its product cation/H(+) antiporter 15. The transcript has a single exon. The record is from RefSeq and is a predicted model, not a curated record. Bases 432 to 3008 code for a protein of 858 amino acids. Gene Ontology annotation, biological process: proton transmembrane transport; regulation of pH. Gene Ontology annotation, molecular function: antiporter activity. NCBI's taxonomy places the organism in Eukaryota, Viridiplantae, Streptophyta, Magnoliopsida, Poales, Poaceae. Gene Ontology annotation, cellular component: endomembrane system; membrane.
AUUCAACUGUUUAUAUCUAAUAUAAUCCAACUGAUAAACAAAAUGUUUUCUAGAGCUAUAAAUACCCAGCUCUGGCAAAUCCAUGAAGCUGCCCAAUUCUUGGCUGUGUAAUUUUCCAAAAAAAAAGAAAAAAAAUCAGGCCCUACAUACCAGCCACGUGGAGGUGGAGCUCGCAACCACAAACCAUGCACGAGUGCAUGCAACAAAUGCAAUCCAAAAGCAGAGUUCUGGCCGGGCCAAGAAUAGCAGCUCCGUCCUCGCUAGCUCCCAUGGAUCACUCGGCACCCCACACGCGCUUCUCCUCCAUCCCCGGCGCGCGUACGUGCACGUCCACCAGUGACUGACCGUCAAUCACAUCAGCCAUCAUCGCCGGCGCGCGGCGACGAACGAGCUGACAAACGAUCCACCGGCGCCCGACGAGCUAACCGAGGAUGGCGGCGACGGGGGUGGCCGACCCGAUGGCGGAGCUGUGGAAUCACACGGCGUCGGCGGGCCGGUCGGACCUCUUCUGCUUCGACCCGACGAAGAUCACCAUGACCGGCAUCUGGACGGGGGACAACCCGCUGGACUUCUCCCUCCCGCUGCUCCUCUUCCAGAUCAUCCUCAUCACCGCCACCACCCGCGCCGUGGCGCUGCUGCUGGCGCCGCUCCGCACCCCGCGCUACAUCGCCGAGAUCCUGGCGGGCUUCCUCCUGGGUCCCUCCGUGCUGGGCCGCGUCCCGCACUUCUCCGACAUCGCCUUCCCCGUACGCAGCAUCUUCAUCCUCGAGUCCAUGUCCCUCAUCGGCCUCGUCUACUACACCUUCACCAUCGGCGUCGAGAUCGAGCUCCACACCGUCCUCCGCUCGGGCUUCCGCAGCUUCUGGUUCGCCGCCGCCUCCGCGCUCCCGCCCUUCCUCGUCGGCGCCGUCACGGGCUACGUCGCGCUCUCAAGCGCCGGCGACGACGACGGCGGCGGCGGCGGGGGAGGAUCCACGACGGCGGCCGCCAAGGCCGGGCAGCAGUUCCUCAACCGCCUCUCCUUCCCCGUCUUCCUCGGCGCCACCUUCUGCUCCACCGCCUUCUCCGUGCUGGCGCGCAACAUCGCGGAGCUCAAGCUCGCCGGCACCGACGUGGGCCAGCUCUCCAUCUCCGCGUCGCUCAUCAACGACACCUUCGCGUGGGCCGGGCUCACCGUCGCCACGGCGCUCGCGCACGUUCGCUACGGCAUGGGGCCCUGCCUCUGGACGCUCGUGUCGGGGGUCCUCAUCGUCAGCGCCAGCUACCUCGUGGUCCGCCCCAUGCUCGUCCGCCUGGCGCGCCGCGUCGCCGAGGGCGAGGUCGUCACCGAGGCGCACGAGUGCUGGGUCCUCGUCGGCGUCCUGGUGGCCGCGCUCGCCGCCGACGCCGGGGGCACGCACGCCAUAUUCGGCGCCUUCGUCUUCGGCCUCGCCGUGCCCAAUGGCCCCGUCGGCGUCGCCGUCGUCGAGAAGGUGGAGGACUUCGUGGUGGGCACGCUGAUGCCGCUCUUCUUCGCCAUGAGCGGGCUCCGCACGGACACCGCCAAGAUCACCAGCGCGGCGGCGGCGGUGCUGCUGAUGGUUGCCGCUCUUGCCGCGGCCGUCCUGAAGGUGGCCGCCGCCGUGGGCGUCGCGGCCGUGUUCGGCAUGCCGCUGCUGGACGGCACCUCCAUCGGGCUGCUGCUCAACACCAAGGGGAUCAUCGAGCUCAUCAUCCUCAACAUCGGCAGGAACAAGCGGAUCAUGAGCGACCAGUCGUUCACGGUGCUGGUGUUCAUGUCGGCGCUGAUCACGGCGCUGGUGACGCCGCUGCUGGCGCUGGUGGUGAAGCCGGCGCGGCGGCUGGUGUUCUACAAGCGGCGCACCAUCGCGUGGCCGCAGCCGGACGCGGAGUUCCACGUGCUGGCGUGCGUGCACAUGCCCCGCGACGUGCCGGCGGUGCUGACCCUGCUGGACGUGGCGUCGCCGUCGGACCGGUCGCCCGUGGCGCUGCAGGCGCUGCACCUGAUCGAGUUCGCGGGGCGGUCGUCGGCGAUGCUCCUGAUCAACGCGUCGGCGCCGUCGUCGUCGUUCGAGCACUCGGCGCACCGGCGCAGCCAGGUGGAGCUGCAGUUCAAGCACAUCGCGCACGCCUUCAUGGCGUACGAGGAGAACGUGGCGGGCGUGUCGACGCGCACCAUGGCGGCCGUGUCGCCGUACGCGACGAUGCACGACGACGUGACGGCGGCGGCGGAGGAGCAGCACUCGGCGCUCAUCCUGCUGCCGUUCCACAAGUACCGGUCGGUGGACGGCGGGAUGGAGGUGUCGCACCCGGCGAUCCAGCCGCUGAACCAGAGCAUCCAGCUCUUCUCGCCCUGCACCGUGGGCAUCCUCGUCGACCGCGGCCUGGGCGGCGUGCCGGGCGCCGGGUGCCGCGUGGCGGCGCUCUUCUUCGGCGGGCGCGACGACCGGGAGGUGGCGGCGCUGGCGAUCCGCAUGGUGUACAACCCGGCCGUCGACCUCACGCUGCUCCGGUUCGCGCAGAAGGGCGGCAGCUUCACGGGCACCGAGUUCGACGCGCUCAAGGAGCGCAAGGCCGACGACGCGAUCCUGCGGGAGUUCCUGGACAGGGCCAACAGCGUGAGCGCCGGCGGCGGUGGCGGCGCGGGCGUGGAGUACCGCGAGCGCGGCGUGUUCAACGCCAGCGAGAUGGUGGCGCAGAUCAGGGAGGUGGAGGCGCUGGGGAAGGACCUCUUCGUGGUGGGAAAGGUGCCGGGGCUGCCGGCGCUCACGGCGGGGAUGGCGGAGUGGAGCGAGUGCCCGGAGCUGGGGCCCAUCGGGGACCUGCUGUCGUCGAGGGACUUCCACACCAUGGCGUCGGUGCUGGUGCUGCAGUCGUACGCGAGACCGUCAGCCGGGGGGAUGUCGGCGGAGCUGGGACUGGGAGUGGGCGGCGACGGCGUGCCCGCGGCGGGACGGCCGCCACGGCCAGAUCAGAUCCGUAGGGGUAGCCUCGGGAAUAGGAGCUAGCUACCUAGCUAGGUCGGUAGGUCAUCGAGGUGGCUAGCUAGCUAGCUAGCGUCGCCAUGGGUGCGUGCAGUGGGUUCUUGCUUGCUCCAUCAUGAGGUUCAUGGUAACAAGAAGCACGUAGUCGCCAGCGAUCACCGGACAAAUUUAGUCGAGGUAGCUUGAAUGCUAAUUGCAGUUUGUGUAGUUAAAUACCACUGUUACCAUUAGAGUAGUCCGUCGAGGUCACCGGCUGGCCAAAACGUGAUCUGCUGCUCCUCCGAAAACAAGGUCUGUACCAGCCGGCCAUCAACAAAUUUGCAGUACCUUGUCCCAUCGAUCAGUUCAUGCUAGUAGAUUUGGAAAUAGCAUCGAUCAGUUGCGCCUUGUCCCAUCAACAAAUUUGUAGUCUUUAUCGCGAGGGAUAGGAGGGGGAAGAGUUUCGCGCGCGGGGGAGAGGACAGCUCGCGCGGGACAGGAUAUAGCAAGUUGUUUUACAAAUUUCUAGUAAAUUUAUGGUUUUGCCAAAUCUUUUAGGAUAUAGCAAGUUGUUUUACAAAGUUGUUGGAGACAAAACCAAAUGAAAGCUUAUAGGGAAGGACGGCAAAGCAGAUUGACAAUA